Trichophyton rubrum CBS 118892 is the source of this 2477-nucleotide messenger RNA. RefSeq lists its product as uncharacterized. Bases 109 to 2379 code for a protein of 756 amino acids. The transcript has 4 exons. Gene Ontology annotation, cellular component: nucleus. Gene Ontology annotation, molecular function: DNA-binding transcription factor activity, RNA polymerase II-specific; zinc ion binding. Gene Ontology annotation, biological process: aromatic amino acid catabolic process; positive regulation of transcription by RNA polymerase II. NCBI's taxonomy places the organism in Eukaryota, Fungi, Ascomycota, Eurotiomycetes, Onygenales, Arthrodermataceae. The record is from RefSeq and is a predicted model, not a curated record.
CGGUGGCUGCCAAUUGGGCGCGCUCCAGGACGAUAUUCCCCAGGAGGCACAGCCUGCACCGCAGACACAGUAGCACCGUCUCGCGACAAAGAGAGGGAGGAAAGCGCCAUGGAAGACAUCAGAAUGGCCGGUAGACCGGCGCCAAUGGCUGCUGUGCCGUCGUCUGUCCCGAAUUCCUCGUCUGUCGCUCACAAUCCAGCUCCGCAACAGCCGCAGCCGCAGCAGCAACCACAACCACAACCGCAGCCACCACAGCAGCCGCAGGACCUAAAUACCAGAUUUUCUCCCAGACGCUCUAUUUCUCCUCCGGCCCAGCAUAGACGGGGCUACCAGGCGUGUGAUCCAUGCAGGAAACGGAAAGUGAAGUGCGAUUUGGGGAGUGUUGAUAACCCGAGACCGCCCCCAUGCGUGAGGUGCCGCCGCGAGAGCAAGAGAUGCGAGUUCUCUGCCACCAGACGCAAGCGCAAAAUCUCUGAGGAGUCGGACGACAAGGGAGCCAGCGUCUUGCGCCGGGACAAGCGCAUGAUGGUGGCCGAUGGAUCUGUCUCUCCCAGCAUGGACAGCGAUAGCAUCUCGAGCCCCAUUCCCAACGGGGUGACUUCUCAUCCACGGGGCAGCCUACCCCCCUUCGAAAACGACCCUCGACCUAAUGGCUCUGCUGCGCAGCGUAAAUGGUCCAAUGCUACUGCUCCUCCUCACCGUAUCUGCAUCCCACCCACCGGUGUCUCUGUUCCUGCUCCUACAUCUAUCCCGAUGGACCAGUAUCACGCUCACCGCGCGAGCUUUUCUGGUGCUGUGCGGCCAACUUUGCCGCCCCAUGUCCUCGAGAGCGGCCAGCACAUGAUGAAUAAAACCGCUGCAGAGUUGCUCUCUCCUGCCAUUAGCAAUACCCAUGAUGCCCUGCAUCUUCUCUCCGAGGCCGCCGGCAGGACGGAGGACCUAAAUCGUCAGCAGAUGGAAUACCAGUACAAUGGACGACAGUCCUCUACUUCGACGUUCGCAUCUGUCUCCCCAGGUCAGCAGAAUGGCACACCAGGUAGAGCGAGCAGGUCAAACUCCACGACCCAGCAGGGUGCUGGAAUGAGCUGGUAUAGCCAGAACAAGGGUGGCUCUCCUAGCGUUGAGGUCCUUGUGGAAGGCACAGACGCCGGCCUAAGUCCUCCCAGGGCAACGCAGGAUCUCGACUACAGCAAAGCUCGCAGGGCUUGGUCAAGGCUACGAUUUAUUCGCGCUGGCUGGUUUAGUGUGGAUGAAGCAAUGUCCUAUAUCGAGUACUACUAUGAACACCUUGCGCCAUUAACCCCCAUUGUCUUGAAAAAUUAUAGCUCUCCAUCCACACAUCUUACUCUUUUAACGGAAGAGCCAGUGUUGACUGUCACAAUGCUCACCAUUGCCUCUCGACAUAUGAAACUCUCUGGCAAUGGUGCUAACUCACGAGCUUAUUCCAUCCAUGAAAAGUUGUGGUCAUAUCUCAGAGGUAUGAUCGAACGUCUCUUCUGGGGCCAAGAAAAGUUUGGUGACUGUGGUGGUGCCUCGGCACCUAGGCAGUUUGAUGCCUCUAACCCACUAUCCGCUGGACAGGGGCAACGGGGCGGUGGCCAGCUGAGGUCUAUCGGAACUGUCGAAGCCUUGCUGCUGCUCACUGAUUGGCAUCCGCGCGCCCUUCACUUCCCACCAGGUGACGACGAAAACACCCUGCUCGAUGUUGACCCACAACAGCUCAAUUAUUUUGAUGGAGAGGGUGACGACCAUUUCCAUGAUCAUCCAGGCAAGGGUCAAGGUGGAGCAGGUGAAGGCCGCCUUGCAUUCUACAAAUGGCUUGAGCCUGUGUGGCGCUCUGAUCGGAUGUCGUGGAUGCUCUUGAGCACUGCUCAGGCUCUUGCCUUUGAGCUCGGCAUCUUCGACCAGAAAAAUGACCUCCGAGCAUCUACCGAAUCCUCCUGUGAGAUGGCCAGGAAACGCCGCCUACGCCGACUGAUCCUUGUCUACGUCUCGCAAAGCAGUGGCCGCUUGGGGAUCCCAUCCAUGCUCCCCCUCCCACAAUGGAACCAGAACACUGAACCCCUUCGUGCAGAGGACAUGCAGUCACCCAACUUCCAUGAGGAUUACAUGAUUGACAUGAUGCAAGAUUGCUGGAUGGAUAUCUCCAAGAUCAUGUAUAACAGCAACCAGGUUCUUUUCCUGUCCAAGGAACUGACCACCAACUUGAUCAAGAGUGGUCAAUACCGAGAUCGGAUCGAUGAGUUUACCCCUUCUCUAAGAGACUUCAAGGCAAAACUCGAUAAGCUUUCAGUACCACCUCAAAUGCGAAAUGUUUUAACGAUUGAAUACGAAUAUACCCGUAAGUAUCAACACCUUCAUCGUGUUUCUUACAAAUGACCGCAUAACCAUAUCUUAGGACUAUAUGUCAAUUGUUUAGCUCUACAAGCCGUCGUUGGACGAUGGACUACCAUGAAUGAUGCUGGUUCACAUACCAA